GUCCACCGCCGGCACCAAAGGCAGCAGCACGCCGGCAAGUAAUUCGCCGCCUUCCGAAUCCACCUUCUCCGUGAGCGGCUUAACAGAUCAGUUACACACGUUCAUCUCUCAGGCAUCUCCUGGCUAUCUUAUAAUGGGGGCUGAGGAUCAUAAAGCUUGCAUCACACGUUUCUUCAAGAUAAUCCUUAGCUGGGAUUACUAUCUCCUUAAAUACUCCAAAGAAACGAGCUGCGACCAAAAUGACGAGGGGAAAGCUACAGGCCUUAGAAAAGUGAAGCAAACUUACAAUGACGUUGACGACUAUAUUUCUACUUUUGAGCCUCUUAUAUUUGAAGAAGCUAAAGCUCAGAUUACUAGAGAUAAAAGUGAUGAUGACGAUGAAGGAGAAACAGGUUGGAUGCUUGGAAUGAUAAUGGAAACAGCUGAACUCGACGGGUUUCACUUGCCAAUGAUGUUGUGUGAGGAAUCAAUAAAACAAAAUGAUCUAUUGGUGAUUUCAAAACAAAAGUUUGAAGUGGGUAAAAAACCCAAAAGUUAUGCAUUUGCAUUUGUUGAGCAUCGUCAACAAGAGAAAAUAAAACUUAGAAUGCACUUGAAUGGGGAGUACAAGGAGUUGAAUACAGACAAGGUUGUGAAAUGUUCAAGGCUUAUGAGUAUGCGACCUCUAAUCAGGAAAGAAAACCAACUGUAUGUUCUCAAGGUAUGCAGUUUAUCAACUAUUGUCCGGGAAUAUGUUGCUCUGUGGUCUAUUAGCUCUCUUCCAUUUAAGGAUUUAAUUUUAUCUGCCACUGAAAGCAAUUCAAAUAAAGGCGAUCGAGCAUGGAAAAUUUCAGAACCUCUUAAGGAAUUCAUUGAGACAAAUCACAAUAAAUCUCAGCUUGAAGCUAUUAAUGCGGGUCUUUCACGCAACACCUUUGUGUUAAUACAGGGUCCACCAGGAACGGGGAAAACACAAACUAUCCUUGGGCUUCUUAGUGCAAUUUUGCAUGCAACACCAGCUAAAAUAUUUACAGGCAGGAGGGAAUUUAAUACUUCAAAAUGCAGACCAGAGUUAUCCUUUAAGGACAAGUACAGUCAUUGGCUCAAAGCAUCUCCAUGGUUAACUGGACUAAAUCCUCGUGAACAAGAGAUGCCUAGGGAUGGCGAUGACGGCUUUUUUCCUACACCUGGGAAUGAAUUGAGACCAGAAGUAGUCAAUUCCACUCGAAAGUAUCGCGUUCGCGUUCUUAUUUGUGCUCCAUCAAAUCCUGCUCUUGAUGAGAUUGUUCUGCGUGUUCUAAAUACUGGUAUUAGAGAUGAAAAUGACCGUGUGUACAAUCCAAAAAUUGUACGGAUUGGUCUGAAGGCUCACCAUUCUGUCGAGUCAGUCUCCAUGGAUAAGCUAAUGGAUCAUACUGGUGGUAAAGAAAACCAAGGGGAAACAAGGGAUAGAGAUAGUAUUCGUGCUUCUAUUUUGAGUGAAGCUGUAAUUGUCUUUUCUACUCUAAGCUUCAGUGGUUCACCUGUCUUUAGUAAAUUGAAUCAUGGUUUUGAUGUUGUCAUAAUUGAUGAAGCUGCUCAAGCUGUAGAACCAUCAACUCUAAUUCCAUUGUCCAAUGGAUGCAAACAAGUAUUUCUUGUUGGUGAUCCAGUUCAAUUGCCAGCAACAGUAACCUCUGAUGUUGCUAAGAAGUUUGGAUAUGAGACAAGCUUGUUUAAAAGACUACAGAUGGCUGGUUAUCCCGUCCAGAUGCUGAAGACACAGUAUCGCAUGCAUCCAGAGAUUAGGAGCUUUCCUUCAAGAGAAUUUUAUGACGAUGCAUUAGAAGAUGGAGCUGAUAUUGAAGUGCAAACAAAGCGUGCAUGGCAUAAAUAUCGCUGCUUUGGACCCUUCUGUUUCUUUGACAUACACGAGGGCAAAGAAUCUAAGUCCACGGGAAGUGGCUCUUCGAUGAACGUUGAUGAGGUGGAGUUUGUACUUGUCAUAUAUCGUAAAUUGGUGGCUAGAUAUCAGGAGCUUAAGUCAAGUUCCAAGUUUGCAAUUAUAUCCCCAUAUAGAUCUCAAGUGAAUCUAAUAAAACAAAAGUUUAAGGAAAUGUUUGGCGUGGAUUCAGAACAUUUUGUCGAUGUGAAUUCAGUUGAUGGAUUCCAGGGGCGUGAAAAAGAUGUUGUUAUCUUCUCAUGUGUCCGAGCAAGCGAAAGUGGAGGUAUUGGAUUUGUGCAGGAUUUCCGGCGUAUGAACGUUGCUCUCACUAGAGCUCGGUCCUCAGUCCUGGUUGUAGGCUCUGCAUCAACAUUAAGGAGAGACAAACAUUGGGGAAACCUGAUUACAAGCGCGGAGGAGAGAAAUGCACUUUUCAAGGUCUCCAAGCCCUACGACAACCUUUUCACUGACGAGGAGAUGGACUCAAAAUGGGCAACAGAAGAAGCACAAAAAAUGAUGCGCGACGCGCAAGCGAGCAAUAUGGAUACAGAUGUGGCUGAUGCAGUCGUUGAUGAUGGCGGUGAUGAUGUACCCGAUAUGGAUGAGGGCGGCGGCGGCGGCUACGAUGAGGAUAUGGACGGCGGCUUCGACGAGGACUAAAAAGGGCGUCAAAAAAAGUUGGGGCUCUCAAAGGAAGGUGUUCGUGGUUAUCCACCAGAGUUAUUGCUAGACAAAAAUUUUGACCAAGUUAGUGUUUAAUAUUUACUUCCAUAUUUUUGGCUAUUUUUUGGCACAAAAAAAAUGUAGGCAUAUUUUUGUUCUUUAGCUUAUCAGUUUUGGUUUAAAUUCGCGAUUAUAUGUAAAAAUUUGUGUAUUAGUUACAAGUACUUCGUAUUAUAGUACUCUUUCCGUCCUCGAGUGUUUGUCCAUUUUUUUUUUGUCAGAAUUAGUAAACUUUAACCUCAAGUUAAAUAAAAAUGAUAUUAGAUAUUGAUAUAAAGUAGUUUUAUUAGAUUUAGGGGCUGUUUGUUUCAGCCUCUUAAUGGUUCAGAUGUCUGAAUGGUUCAGCACUUAAUGAUUCAGACUGUUUGUUUCAGCCUCUUAAUGGUUCAGAUGUCUGAAUGGUUAAGAGAUUUGCCUCUGAAUGGUUAAGUAUUAUACAGAGUCUGAAUGGUUAAGACCUCUUAUCUGAAUUGAUCAGACAUUUGCCUCUGAAUAGUUAAGCAAUAUACUAGCUCUUAGUGG
This is a messenger RNA of Cuscuta campestris, 3148 nucleotides long. Lineage: Eukaryota; Viridiplantae; Streptophyta; Magnoliopsida; Solanales; Convolvulaceae. The record is from the annotation of a GenBank genome assembly.